Messenger RNA from Zingiber officinale, 2479 nucleotides. Its product is annotated as tRNA-dihydrouridine(20/20a) synthase-like. The record is from RefSeq and is a predicted model, not a curated record. Lineage: Eukaryota; Viridiplantae; Streptophyta; Magnoliopsida; Zingiberales; Zingiberaceae. The coding region runs from base 383 to 1531 and encodes 382 amino acids. The transcript is spliced from 13 exons. Gene Ontology annotation, biological process: tRNA dihydrouridine synthesis. Gene Ontology annotation, molecular function: flavin adenine dinucleotide binding; tRNA dihydrouridine synthase activity.
CUUUAAAGCUUUAUUCAUUGUCACUUAAAGGAGUAGAUAUUUGCUGGCUAUUCUUCCUUCUCUUCUUCCCUUCCCUUCCUUCCUUACGAUCCUCACGACACCUACUCGUUAACACCGCAACUCCCUGCCGCCGCCGCCGGCUUACCGCCCUCCUUGUCCUCUUCUCUUCCCUUCUUGCCUACCUCCGUCCGAUUCUUGGACUAUGCUACAGUUUACACCUAAAACCUCUCCCUCCUCCCUCUAUACCACAAACAAUGGCAAUUGACUCCAUCAAUUCCUCCCACCGUCGCCAUUUGCCUCACAAACUGGUUGUUGAACUUAUUCAUUAGGGUUUGGCUAACAAAGUCCUCAAGGAAUUUGCGUGUGAAUUUUCUCUUGGGUGAUGAGCUCUGCAAUAAAUAACCUUCGUGCGGCAUUCUUUUCUCAUAGCAUCCUUACUUGCACCUAUGAAAAAAAAUCCUUUAUCAUACGGAAUAGAUUUUCUCAUCAAUUUAAGAGGUUUCAUUCUUCUAUGGGAAAACAUCUUGCUCAUUCCAACACAAAUGUUAAUGGAGAAGGUCUUCCACAGUUGUUCAGUGUUGCACCCAUGAUGGACUGGACAGACAAUCAUUAUAGGACACUUGCUCGUUUGAUAUCAAUACAUGCAUGGCUCUACACAGAAAUGGUUGUUGCAGAAACAAUUGUUCAUCAAAAGGAUAACUUGGAUAGGUUCUUGGCAUUUUCUCCCAUACAACACCCAAUCGUUCUACAAAUUGGUGGGAGCAAUUUGAAGAACUUAGCAAAGGCAACUGAGCUUGCAAAUGCUUACUCAUAUGAUGAAAUUAAUCUCAAUUGUGGAUGCCCUAGUGGAAAAGUUGCGGGCCAUGGUUGCUUUGGUGCACGACUGAUGUAUGAUCCUAAGUUUGUGGGAGAUGCUAUGUCAGCCAUUGCUUCCAAUUGUGAUGUUCCUGUCAGUGUCAAAUGCAGAAUUGGAGUUGAUGAUCGUGAUUCAUACAAUGAGCUUUGUGAUUUCAUACAUACUGUUGUCUCUCGAUCUCCCACUGCACACUUUAUAAUACACGCAAGGAAAGCGUUGCUAAGUGGUCUUAGUCCUGCUGAGAAUCGAAAUGUCCCCCCUCUGAAAUAUGAGUACUAUUUUUCCUUGUUGCGUGACUUCCCUGAAAUUCGGUUCACUAUAAAUGGUGGCAUUACCUGCAUCAGCCAGGUUAAAGCAUCUUUAAGAGAAGGAGCUCACAGUGUGAUGGUUGGUCGUGCUGCAUACAACAAGUUUUCAAGUCCAUGGAAUACCUUGGGACAAGUUGAUAGUGAAAUAUAUGGUGCUUCAAGAAUACAUUUUUCCCGUCGUCAGGUUCUUGAAAAAUAUCAAAUAUAUGGGGAUUCUGAACUUGGAAAAUAUGGACCAAACAAGCCAAAUAUUAGACAAAUAGUAAAGCCAUUACUACACCUAUUCCACUCUGAACCUGGAAAUGGCCUUUGGAAACGUAAAGCUGAUACUGCUAUGCGGCAUUGCACUGCAACAUGGUUAGGGUAGAGGAGAACGUAGGCACAAAAGGGCGAAGAGUGCAUGUAGGAGUCGGAUCUAACUAUUGUAAUGGAGGCUAGGUCGAUUAUGGACCUUCCUGUGGUGGUUGAUCUCUCUUGGUACCAUGAGAUCUUUGUGUAGUUGUGGAAAGAGUUUUCUUGGUGAGAGGAGGUAGAGGUAAGGUGCUUGUAGUCAGUACUUUUUCCGGUGCCAAGAGCAGAUGGAGAGGGCAAUAGGGAUGACAAAUAUGCCAAAUUUGACAAAAAUGUUGCACAAAACUGGUGGACUUAGGGUUGGUUUGUUGUGGAAGAUGCAAAAUAUGAACACUAGCGGAUCUUGUUAGUUGCUCGUUAGUAGAAGUCAGGUGCAGAUGCGGAUCAAGAUUUGAUGUCAGCAAACUCGAACUGAAGAGGUUUGGCCCAUGUUGGCUGCUUGCUUUGUCAUAGUAGUUUCGCUUAUUCAUGUUUUUUGAGGGUUGAAUAGAAUUGAAAAAUAUAAUAGAUAUAGAAUAAGGAAGAAGGGGAGCCUUAAGGAACAUUGUCUAGGAGGUGGUCCAGGUGAUGGUUUUGCUAAUAGACCACUUUGCCUAGUUAGGUGUCCCUUUCAAAAGACAUUGCUCUAGAAGGAUCUCAAGAAAAACUUUUAUAUAUAUUUUAAUAUUGCAGCAUGACACUAAUUAUAACCAGUCAUGUUCUUUUUUGGAUAUAAAUUUGUUUUGAUUAGUUAAGGAUAUAGUUGUGGGUCAAGUGCUUACCAACGGCUACUUGAAAUCACCUUUUAAUACAUUGAUAAGGAACAAUUAUUUUUUAUGAAUAGGGGGGAAUUUCUUUAUUUCAAUCGAACAUAGGAGUCUUUCAUUCUCAAUAUAUUUUUAGAUGAUGGGUACUAGGAAGUUCCAUUCCAUUUUGCAUAUUCUUUAACCUUGCUUUAUGAAAAUCCUAGAGUUUAAAAUUUAUU